GUUUAAAUAAAUAUAAUAAUCAAUAAAAACAUAGACAUGUCAAAAAAGGAACAAGACUAUUAUGAGAUUUUAGGAGUAAGUAAAACAGCUUCUGAUGAGGAAAUCAAAAAAGCUUAUAGAAAGUUGGCCAUUAAAUGGCAUCCAGUAAGUUUUAUAAAAUAAUAUUUUAGGACAAAAACCCUGAUAAUAAAUAAGAGGCUUAAGAAAAGUUUAAAAAAAUUGGAGAAGCAUAUUCUGUAUUAUCUGAUAAAGAUAAAAGAGCCAUUUAUGAUAGAUAUGGUCAUGAAGGGUAAGUUAAAAGAAUUAUAUUUUAGUUUAAAAAAUGGUGGAGGUAGUUAAUUUUAAGGAUUCUCAGGUUUUGGAGGUUUUGGUGGUUUUGGAGAUGGAUUUGAUCCUUUUAAAUAAUUUGAAAGUUUCUUUAAGAACUUUGGAAUGGAUGAAGAUGAUGAUAUGGGCUUUUUCUUUGGAAGAAAUGGAAGCAAAAAAAAUAGCAACAAUUCUUAAAGAAGUCCAUUUGGAUUUGGUGGCUUUGGUGCAUUUGGAGGUUUUGGUGAUGAUGAUUUCUUCGGAGGAGGAGGUGGUUCAUUUUAAUCAUUUUCUUCAUCAAAUUUUGGAGGAGGAUUUGGAGGAGGAACUUCAAUUUCUACUUCAACAACAAUAUAGUAUAAAUCUAUCAUUAAUAAUGUAGAAAUGGUCGUAAAGUGACUGUUACAAAAAAGACAACAACAAAACCAGAUGGAACUACAGAAGUUGUUGAAACAAUUGAUAAUGGUGGAAGAAAAGAAACUAAAACAUAUUCAUUAUAAAAUGGAUAAACAAGUAAUGGAUCUAAAUACAUAAAACAUCAAUGACUUAAAUUAUUAUAAUGUUCUCUUAUCAUUU
Messenger RNA from Paramecium sonneborni, 882 nucleotides. The record is from the annotation of a GenBank genome assembly. Lineage: Eukaryota; Ciliophora; Oligohymenophorea; Peniculida; Parameciidae.